GUUAAAUAGGAGCAGUCACGAAGUCGAUGGUGUUAGUGCUUUUUGGAAGCUUUUUAUCUUGAUGGUUGUACGUGCAUCUUUAUGAAUUUUUGAAUUCGUUUGAAUAUUUCGUACGUUUCCAAAGGGAGAUAACAUUACAUUUUGCGUAUUGUUCACGAAUGAUAUCUUAAUAUACAUUCUCCGCGUAAAUUAAUAGCUAUAUCAGGUUUCUCGGAUCUGUGAAGUGACAUAGUUAUUUACGAGUUGUUGUGUUGGUGAAAUGUUGUCUCAACUUCCUGUACAUGGCGAAGACUCGUGAGCGUCGUCAGUCGUGUUGAAUAGUCAAACGUUAGUGUUCAAACGGUGUUUUAUCCUUUUUACAAGGAUUCUCUUGUCAAAUUGAUAAAUUCAUAUCAUCUGAAUUAAUUAUAUUGUGCCAGUUCUGUGUGAAAAUGAUGAACAUGGAAACAGAUGAAAUUAUCGAAGACACAAACACGAAUCUUCAGUAUCCAAUAACGAUACUUUAUGAUCCUACACGCAAGAAAGAAUUGCCAUCUGGAUUAUCGGCACAAUAUAGACAAGAAAAAGAAACUUGUAUGAAACUUUUUGAGAAGUGGAGUGAACCAGAACAAGUUAACUUCGUUGAACAAUUGUUAACAAGGAUGUGUCACUAUCAACAUGGUCACAUCAAUGCAUAUCUGAAACCAAUGUUGCAGAGAGAUUUUAUUUCUCUAUUACCAAAAAAAGGAUUGGAUCAUGUGGCAGAAACUAUUCUUUCCUAUCUUGAUGCUGAUUCACUAAUUGCUGCCGAACUAGUAUGUAAAGAAUGGCUCAGAGUAAUUAGCGAAGGAAUGCUUUGGAAGAAAUUAAUUGAAUGUAAAGUUCGGACUGAUACAAUAUGGAGAGGUCUUGCAGAAAGGAGAGGAUGGUUAUAUUUAUUCAAACCAAGACCAGGAGAAAGCCAUCCAAAUCAUAAUUUCUAUAGAUCUCUUUAUCCCAAAAUAGUUAAAGAUAUUGAUAGUAUAGAUAACAAUUGGAGAAUGGGAAGAUUUAAUCUUCAAAGAAUAAAUUGUAGAAGUGAAAAUUCGAAAGGUGUUUACUGUUUACAAUAUGAUGACCAAAAAAUUGUCUCUGGUCUUAGAGACAAUACAAUUAAAAUUUGGGACAGAAGUACAUUGCAGUGCAUUAAAGUCUUAACAGGACACACUGGUUCUGUUUUAUGUUUACAGUAUGAUGAUAAAGCAAUAAUAUCUGGUUCCUCUGAUAGCACUGUGAGAGUUUGGGAUGCUAAUACUGGCGAAAUGGUUAAUACAUUGAUACAUCAUUGUGAAGCAGUCCUACAUCUUAGAUUUAAUAAUGGCAUGAUGGUCACUUGUUCAAAGGAUCGUUCAAUUGCUGUAUGGGAUAUGACAUCACAAACGGAAAUUGCAUUAAGAAGAGUAUUAGUGGGGCAUAGGGCAGCAGUAAAUGUUGUUGAUUUUGAUGAAAAAUAUAUCGUUUCUGCUAGUGGUGAUAGGACUAUUAAAGUAUGGAAAACAUCUACUUGCGAAUUUGUGCGAACAUUAAAUGGACACAAGCGGGGUAUAGCGUGUUUGCAAUAUAAGGACUGCUUAGUAGUUAGUGGCAGCAGUGAUAAUACAAUCAGAUUAUGGGAUAUUGAAUGUGGUGCGUGCUUACGCGUUCUAGAAGGACACGACGAAUUAGUCAGAUGUAUUAGAUUUGAUAGCAAGCACAUAGUUAGUGGAGCUUAUGAUGGGAACAUACAGGUCGUGUAUUUCGUCUUCAGUUCGAUGAGUUCCAAAUAGUAUCGUCAUCGCAUGAUGAUACAAUAUUAAUAUGGGAUUUUCUAAACUUUAAUCCAUCAAAUGGAUCUGUAUCUUGUGGGCCUGCAACAAUAAAUGCAUCAGGUGUGAAUCAAUCUGAUACUAGAUCUCCAUCUCACAAGUGAUUAGUGAAUGAGUUCAAUGUGUUCACGGUAGUGUACGCAGAAAAUGAAGAAUCAGUGUUCAGUGUGAACAGCGCCUAGAAAAAAACAGAAUCUCAGAAAUACACACGGUCAUUGAUUUUUGUUUAUUGUUUGCUGUGAAAAGCAAAAGUAAUUCUCUAAAAUAGGAUGUAUAUGGGGUGAUACGAAUUAAUUUAUAUGCGCUUGACGCACUGCGUUUAGUAACGAACAGUAUAAUUAAAAUCGCAUAAAUACAUCCCAUGGAUGUAAACAAUUCUUUGCUUUGGCCAUAUUUGGAAUUCUUCUACGCUCUAUGACAUGAUAGAAGUUGACCACUUUCCUACUACUAUGAAAAAAAGACUUACGAUACGUAAAGAAAAUGAAAACGUUUUUAGGCUGGAUACACUUAAUAAGAUGUUAGCUGUAUUAUAGUAAAUUAAUAAUUUUUUUUAAAUGUAAUUAAUUUAUAGUAAGGAGAUUGUAAAAUGCCGUUUGAUUGGAGUACUUAUCUGGUGUGAAUGUGGAUAUUCAAGUCUUGAUAUGUGGAAAGAUUAUUAUACCUAUCAUAUUUCAUUAUCUUCUAAAUCUAGCUAAUGUGAAUUUACUAUACCCAUGUUUAGUAUUAUAGAUGUACAGCCGUUAAUCGAAAACAUAGUAGUUUCCAUGGACAUUAAUUUUAUGAAAUUUAUAUUAUAUAUUGAAAAGUAAAUGGAAAGUAAAUAAUCUCUACACAGUCAUUGAUAAAAUAUCGUUUGCAUUUAAAAUAUAAAGUUUUGUUGUACCGAGCUGUAAAUAUUGAUUCGUAAAGCAGCAGUAUAAUGACUCUGAGGUAAUCUUAACUGUUGUGAAAGAAUUAUUGUGUUUUGACUAAUGAUCUCGGAUGUUUCAAUUUUUGUUUAAGCUACAUCACACCGUUUCAAUUAUAAAUUAUAAGUGUGCUGAAAAAUAUUAUAUGAGUUAAAAUAUAAUUCUCAUUUUCUAGAUUUUAUAAAUGCUACCAAGGACAUUAUUUUUAUUCCUACGUUAGUAGUAGUAACAAAAAUAUGUUUAUUUAUUGGUAUACUGAACAAUAGAAUAAACAUGAUAUCUUCUCAAAAUUGUCACAAAAUAGUAAUAUAUAUAUAUAAAUAUAUAUA
Molecule: messenger RNA, 3060 nt
Organism: Heterotrigona itama
Lineage: Eukaryota; Metazoa; Arthropoda; Insecta; Hymenoptera; Apidae
Source: the annotation of a GenBank genome assembly